CAGGCCCACAUCAUUGCGCAACGGCGCCGCACUUUCCCAUCGUGGAACGGAACGGACGGAAUCAACGCCAACCGCCGCCGCCGAGCACCACACGUCGCGGGCCAUGGAGACCUCCGCCGCCGCCGCCGACGCCGCCGCAGGCGGUGCGCACUUGCCCAUAUGCAUCUCCUCCGACGAUGAAGAAGACGACGGGGGCGACCUCCUCUGCCUCGGCUCCUACAGCUCCGACGAGAUCCAGAUCCAGCAGGCCCUGCUCCUCUCGCUGGUGGGCUCCUCCGGCGGCGCCGCCGCCUCCGCUACCACCGCAGCCGAGGAACCCUCGACCCUCCCGGACCGCAAGGGCAAGCGCAAGGUGCCGUCGGCGGAAGGCCCCCGUCCACGCCGCGACGCGGCGGAGGAUGAUGCCCCGAGCGAAUCCACGAGCCGGCGGCGCCGGCGGUUCACGUGCAUCAUCUGCAUGGAGAAGGUGGAGGCCUCGGAGGAGUUCCUCGUGGGCGCCUGCGCGCACGCCUUCUGCGCCGGCUGCAUCGGGGGCUACGUCGCCGCCAAGGUCUCCGAGAACGUGGCCGUGAUCGGGUGCCCCGACCCGGGCUGCGAGGAGGGCUCCGUCGAGGUGGAGGCGUGCAGGGGCAUCGUCCCGCCGGAGCUGCUCGACCGGUGGGGCGUCUCGCUGUGCGAGCUGGCGCUGGGGGAGAAGAAGUGCUACUGCCCGUUCAAGGACUGCUCGGCGCUGCUGAUCAACGACGACGGCGGCGGCCGGGCGGCGCAGAUGGCGGAGGCGGCGUGCCCCCAUUGCCACCGGGUGUUCUGCGCGAGGUGCCGCGCGCCAUGGCACGAAGGGAUCGGGUGCGGCGACGGCGAGAACCGGGAGGAGGAUCUCGCGUUCAGGGCGCUCGCGGGGAAGGAGAAAUGGCAGAGGUGCCCCAGCUGCAGGAUGUACGUCGAGAAAUCUGAGGGAUACUUGUUCAUCAGGUGCAGGUGCGGAUGUUGCUUCUGCUACUCAUGUGCAUCCCCAAUGUCCAAGGAAGGCAGCCAUUACUGCAAGAAAUGCUAUGCUAUCGAUGAUGAUAAUGGCUACGUUGGACAGGCUCUUUUGUUCACGAAUUUGAUGGGACACUAUGAUCUGAAACGGAGAAUAAAUAAGGAGAGAUGGCAGAUGUCCUAAUUUUAAUAGUUAUUUAAUAUAGUUAUUUAAUAGUAUAAACAUUACAAUUAACUAUUAUAAAAAUAAAAAUAUGCUCAACAGACAUGAGAUGAUGAGCCGAUGAACUUCCAUGGGCUGCGUUCUUUUUGGGUGCCGGUUUAUCCUG
Molecule: messenger RNA, 1310 nt
Organism: Oryza brachyantha (malo sina)
Lineage: Eukaryota; Viridiplantae; Streptophyta; Magnoliopsida; Poales; Poaceae
Product: E3 ubiquitin-protein ligase RNF144A-like
Exons: 2
Coding region: 104-1165 (353 amino acids)
Biological process (GO): positive regulation of proteasomal ubiquitin-dependent protein catabolic process; ubiquitin-dependent protein catabolic process; protein polyubiquitination
Cellular component (GO): ubiquitin ligase complex; cytoplasm
Molecular function (GO): ubiquitin protein ligase activity; zinc ion binding; ubiquitin conjugating enzyme binding
Source: RefSeq, a predicted model, not a curated record